Molecule: messenger RNA, 2079 nt
Organism: Scheffersomyces stipitis CBS 6054
Lineage: Eukaryota; Fungi; Ascomycota; Pichiomycetes; Serinales; Debaryomycetaceae
Product: F-box/LRR-repeat protein
Exons: 1
Coding region: 1-2079 (692 amino acids)
Molecular function (GO): protein binding
Source: RefSeq, a predicted model, not a curated record
AUGGAGUCUGAUAUCAUAGACUACACUUCUCCAUCCAUAUCCGAUCUUCCUCCGGAAAUCAUCUCCUACAUCUUCUCGUAUCUCUCACCUGACUUGGUAUACGAAAAGUUUAUCGAAUUAUGUCCCUGGACCAACCAUAGUAUCCAAAACAUCGCCUACGCUUCUAUUUUUACUCGUAAGCUCAUUGUACGACUGGUGCCGCUCAGGAAAACUGGAUAUGACGCUUCCCGAGUCUUUUACUCCCCCGCAGAUCUCCAGACUGCCUUUGUCAUAAUUGGAUUCCAAAGAGCUUACAAUGUGCUUCGUAACUUGAUCCACUACAACCUAAUGAAUAAUACGCUGAUUUUUCCCCGUGAAAUGGGAUUUCUUUUUCGGUUCAAGAAUGAAGCUGGGAAUGUGUCUGAAAUGCCGUCUCAAUGGCUCCAUAGCGAAGUAGACUACUUUGCUAAACUUAUUGAGAUUCUUUCAUUAGACAAUUACUAUAAGGAUGCCAUUCCUCGAGUCUGUUUCCAACUAUCGUAUAACAUCACAUUGAGCCCAGCAUUAAUAGCCAAAAGCAACAAGAUUAUGCAGAGAAUAGAAUCAUUAGAAAAUAAGACGGUUAAAGUGUUGAUACAGAGUAGCUACACAUCCAAGAAUUCAGUUCAAAAUAUCCGUCUAUUACACACAAAUUCGUUGGACAGCUUAGAGGAACUCUACCUAUGGAGAUAUAACAUUUCCAACUACCAUGUUAAAAACUACCUACGCAGAAGUUCAGAGACUCUUCGAGUUUUGGACUUGACAGCAAAUGAGAUAACUUCGCUUCAAGGUCUAACACUACCUCCUAACCUUGAGAAGCUACUUCUCAGUGCCAACAACAUUACGAGCUUGGAUGGUCCGAACUAUGACGAAGCUACCAAGUUAAAGAUUUUGGAUGCCUCAAUCAAUGCCAUUCAUGACUUGGACUAUAAUUUAGUGCUUCCUUCAUCUCUCACAAGUCUCAAGAUCACUUACAAUUCAAUUCCUCAGAUACACCAAGCACAGAUUCCGCAAAAUUUGAACAUAUUGGGACUCUCUAAAAACUCAUUGACUCAUUUGGAAGAUAUCAUUCUUCCACCUUCUCUCUGCGAAUUGCAUUUGAAUGGUAAUUCUAUAAAGACUUUGCCAGAAAAUUUAUUUAUUUCUACUCCCAAUUUGACCAUUUUGGACUUGUCAGAAAACCAAAUCGACGACUUGGACGAUCUUGGUGAAUUGCCAGAUAGUCUAAGUGAACUAAUGCUAGACAACAACGAGAUUGACCAUAGUGAUUUGCAUAAUAUACUAACAACCAACUUGACCAAAUUAUCAUUGCGAUCUACAGGAUUAAUUACAUUUAGUCAUGUUCAAUUGCCAAAGGGGUUGAAAGAGCUCGACAUUUCCAAAAAUGAAAUCGGAGAAAUCGAGUUGGUUAAUUUUGGUGACGAGUUGACAAAGUUGAAUUUAAGCAACAACAUCCUAUCCACAUUCAAUUUGGAUACAUCAGUACACUUACCGCGUACUAUACGGAAGCUUGAUUUGAGCCGUAACAAGUUCAUGCGUGGAUUGGAUAGCAUAGGGAUACCGUCCCAUUUAACUUCUUUACACCUUAAUGAUAUAGGUCUUGGAUUAUUAACCAACGAUACUAUCAGUAAAUUACCCGUGUCAUUAGAGACGUUGUUCCUCGAUAAUACAUGCUGGACUCCAAAAGUGAAUAGCAGUGGAACUAUAACCAAAUACAAAUCAAUUGAGCUCAGUCUUGACUUCAGACUGAUAUUGCCCAAUUUGACAACGUUAUCGUUAGAAAGAAAUUGCAUUGGCCUGAUCGAUGACAUCACCUAUCCUUGUGGUUUGCAAUGGCUUUCUUAUCAACAUAACGACUUGGGACAUAUAAAUUUUCAGAAUAUCCCCACCAACAUUAAAUGUCUACAGUUAAACAACAACAAGAUCCACGAAGAAAUUCUUUGGGAAUCGAUUCGUAAUGUGCCCUACUUUCCCGAGAUCGAAUACUUCGGCAUUUGUGGUGACCAGACGGAACUCAUGCGACUGGGUAUCUACUUUGGGGGAAUGGAGCCUACGAGUUGA